AUGGCCGGAUCGGAGAACGAACCCACCAAUUCAUCUUCCGGUGAAGAAGAAGAAGAAGUUUCAUCACAAGGAUCCGAAUCAGAAUCGGAGACCCAACACACCCUUGAAAAAAACCCUCAAUUACCCGACCCGAAUAUCAACAAACCCAGAUCCAAAAACCCUAUUUCUCCCCUCACACACCCCACCGGAAAACGACCGGUGCCGGAAGCUGAAACCGAAACUGAAAGCAGUGAUUUGAAAAGGGUUAAGACGAUGACGUCACCGGAUGCGAAUAACGGUGGUGAAAAGAAGCAGCUUUUUCAGAGGCUGUGGAGUGAAGACAAUGAAAUUGAGUUGAUUCAAGGUAUGAUUAGCUAUGUAGAUGAAAAGGGUAAAGACCCUGUUGCAGAUGUGAAUGAUUUUCAUGAGUUUGUGAAGAAAUCACUUCAUGUUGAUGUGAAUGAUCGACAAAUGUUGGCUAAAGCUAGAAGGUUAAAGAAAAAGUUUGAAAACAAUGUAGCUAGAGUUGUGAAGAAUGGGAAAGUUAGGUCGUUUUCGAAUCCGCACGAGAAGAGAAUGUACGAAUUGUCGAAAAAUCUAUGGGGCGACGAGAGUAACAAGAAAGCGGUUAUGAGUUCUUGCAGCAAGAAAGUCAAGGUUAAAGUCAAUGCGAUGCCGAAGACGAACAAGAGUUGUAAACCGUUGGGUUCGGGUUCGGGUUCGGGUUCAGGUUCGGGCAAUGGGGAUGUAGGGAUUGAGGUGGGCCCGAAUGAGGUUGAAGUGAAAGUGGUGCAGCCUCUGCGGUCGGUUGGUGGGUUUGAACCGUUGGAUGAUAUACCGAUUACAGAUGAGGCGAUAAUGAACAAGGGGUUGGAGUUGGUAGCGGGUCCGAAGAAAGCUGAGAUGGAGGAGAAGUGGAAGAGUCUUAAGGUGCUUGAACUCGAGCAUUUUAUGAAGAAGAUGGAUGUUUUGAAAGAGCAAGCGGCGGUUGUGUUGAAUGCGAUUGCGAAUUCUGUUGCCAAAUAA
Helianthus annuus (common sunflower) is the source of this 1005-nucleotide messenger RNA. Its product is annotated as GLABROUS1 enhancer-binding protein-like. Gene Ontology annotation, cellular component: nucleus. The record is from RefSeq and is a predicted model, not a curated record. The coding region runs from base 1 to 1005 and encodes 334 amino acids. The transcript has a single exon. Gene Ontology annotation, biological process: regulation of DNA-templated transcription. NCBI's taxonomy places the organism in Eukaryota, Viridiplantae, Streptophyta, Magnoliopsida, Asterales, Asteraceae.